Erythranthe guttata (spotted monkey flower) is the source of this 1413-nucleotide messenger RNA. RefSeq names its product putative lactoylglutathione lyase, chloroplastic. The record is from RefSeq and is a predicted model, not a curated record. Gene Ontology annotation, molecular function: metal ion binding; lactoylglutathione lyase activity. Gene Ontology annotation, cellular component: cytoplasm. NCBI's taxonomy places the organism in Eukaryota, Viridiplantae, Streptophyta, Magnoliopsida, Lamiales, Phrymaceae.
GAUAUUUAUAUACAUAGAGGAAAAGGAAAAUGGCGAGGAUAAUUCCGAUGGCGUCGUCGAUUAAACCCUCACUCUCGUCGCCGCCGGGUUUCGCUCGGCGCCCCCGCGCCGGCGUUCCUGUAUUCAAUUCUUUUCAUCGUAGACUCACUCUGUUUCAUCUCGCAAGUGCGGUGCCACAGUUGCAGUCAUUUGGGCUUUGGGCUUCAAAGUUUAUCAAAGGUGAGAGUGGCGGCAUAUCGCUUAGUGCUGCAGAAAGCGCAGCACAAGCAAGUACUGCUAUCCCACAGGAAAACGCUUUGGAUUGGGUUAAAAAAGACAAGCGGAGGAUGUUACAUGUUGUUUAUCGUGUUGGUGACAUGGACAAGACUAUAAAAUUCUACACGGAGUGUCUCGGGAUGAAACUGCUUAGGAAGCGUGACAUACCGGAAGAAAAAUAUACAAACGCCUUUCUUGGCUAUGGGCCGGAAGAUUCUCAUUUCGUGAUUGAACUCACCUAUAAUUAUGGGGUUGACAAAUAUGAUAUUGGAGCUGGAUUUGGCCAUUUUGGAAUUGCAGUGGAUGAUGUUGUGAAGACUGUAGAUCUCAUUAAAGCUAAAGGUGGUAAAGUUACGCGAGAACCUGGACCUGUCAAAGGUGGCAAAACCGUUAUUGCAUUUGUUGAAGAUCCUGAUGGUUAUAAGUUCGAACUUCUGGAGAGGGGUCCCACACCUGAGCCGUUUUGUCAAGUAAUGCUUCGAGUAGGAGAUCUUGAUCGAGCUAUUGAAUUCUACGAGAAGGCUUAUGGCAUGGAGCUUCUUCGCAAGAGAGACAAUCCCGAGUACAAGUAUACAAUAGCUAUGAUGGGCUAUGGUCCUGAAGACAAAAGUGCCGUAAUGGAGCUGACAUACAAUUACGGUGUCACGGAAUACGACAAAGGCAAUGCUUAUGCUCAGAUGGCAAUAGGGACAGACGACGUUUAUAAAACUGCUGAAGCAAUUAAGCUUUCCGGUGGAAAGAUCACCCGAGAACCUGGCCCUCUACCUGGCCUUAACACCAAGAUCACUGCAUGCCUUGAUCCUGAUGGUUGGAAAACGGUUUUUGUCGAUAACAUUGAUUUUCUCAAGGAACUGGAAUAAGCUCUGUGUAAAAAUUGUCCUCACGGAAAACUCUGAAAUACAAAACUGUGCUGCCUAGAGAGGAAGUCCCGAAUUGUAUUCGAUUAUGUUUUGUAGAUUCGAAGUACAGAAUAAUAUCGAAGCCAUACGACCGUUAGAAGGCCGGUCUGUAACAGUUACCGUCAAAACGGAAUAAAUCUAGUUAUUAUUUCUCCGUUCGUCCAAGUGUGCAGAAAAAGUAUUACUGGGGAAUCAACCUAUAUAUGUAGACUUUCCACAUACAUUUGUCAAUCAACCUAGUUUAUUUAUUUUUUAUAAA